CAGCUUAACAAAUAUGGGACUUCUGCCCACCCAGAAGUCAUUUUUCCCACUCUGCUCCCUGGAAUCACUUAUAAGUCUGUUCAAAUGGGAACUGUCACGUCCUGAGCCUGACCUAGCUUUGCUUUCACUUACUCUUGGCUUUGUUGAGCACUUUUUAGCUGUUAAUCGAGUAAUUCCAACUAACAUCACGAGUAUACCUGGGGACCCUGAAUUAUUGUCUAAAAUUAGUGGUGAAGGAACAAAAGCAAAACGUGGUGACUUAACAAGCCAGGCAAACCAAGGUUGUAGUAAAUCUGAACAGGGAAAUAGAGGAGCUAGGAAUGAUCUGUCCAAGAAGAGAGGUGUGGCAAGAAAAGAAAAGGAAAUCUGUUCCAAGCAAAUUGGUGCAAAACCUACAAAAAAGGAAGUGAACAAAGCAGGGGAAGAAGCCUUGGAAAUGAAAAAAGACAAGGAAGUAGUGGUUGAAGAGAACAUGAGUUUUGAAGAAAGUUCAUGGAUUGGACCUGGGAAAGAUAGCACAAAGAAGCUGGAUGAGCAUGCAAAGCAAGGAUUUAUUCAGCAUGGAGUGCCCUAUUUUCCAACCAUGGAAUUAGCUGUAGCUCAGGCACUACAUGCCCGCUUUACAGCUCAAACGAGGGGUGCUGUGGAUUUGUCUUCCUAUCCACGAGAAAAUGGUGCAUCUGGCCGAGAUUUAAUUCGCAGAGUUGCUGAUGUCAUCUGGAAUGGUCUCAGUCGAUCUUAUUUUAAAGACAGAGCGCAUAUACAAUCACUUUUCAGCUUUGUAACAGGAACAAAGCUUGACUCGCCUGGUGUGGCCUUUGCAGUUGUUGCUGCCUGUCAAGUCCUAGGUCUUACUGAUGUGCAUUUAGCUCUUUCUGAGGACCAUGCAUGGGUUGUAUUUGGAAAAGAAGGGGAGCAGACAGCUGAAGUUACCUGGCAUGGCAAGGGUAAUGAGGACCGAAGAGGGCAGUCUGUAAAUCCAGGCAUAAUAGAAAAGAGCUGGUUGUACUUAAAUGGGAAAUUUCUACAUUGCGACCGUCACAUGGAAGUGGCUUUCAUGGUCUGUGCCAUUAACACUUCAAUUGAUGCUCACACAGACAGCCUGGAGUUACUGCAGCUGCAACAGAGUUUACUUUGGGUUCUUUAUGAUGGAGGACACCUGGGCAAGUAUCCAAUGGCUUUGGGUAAUUUAGCAGACCUUGAAGACCUUGCUCCAACACCUGGGCGUCCAAAGCCCCUUGAACUCUAUCAUAAGGCUAUACAGUCCUCCAAAGUACACUAUGAGAAUCAGCACUUGUAUCCACACAUUUAUUUGGCUGCUUAUCACUGCCGGAACAAGGAUGUAAGAGAAGCAUUAAAAUCCUGGGCUGAGACCUCAGCAGUUAUUCAAGAGUAUAACUAUUGUCGUGAAGAUGAGGAAAUCUACAAAGAUCUUUUUGAUAUUGCCAAUGACUUAAUUCCUAACCUUUUGAAAGAGGAGUCAGUGUCCAACAAUCAGGCUGGUACUGCUCUUCAGGAUCCAUCUUGUUUUGCAAACCUUCUGCGUUUUUAUGAUGGAAUCUGUAGGUGGGAGGAAGACAGCCCAACGCCUGUGUUGCAUGUGGGCUGGGCAACUUUCCUUGUGCAGUCGCUUGGCAGAUUUGAUGCACAGGUACGACAGCAGGUUACACUUGUAAGUUCGGAACCUGCUACUGAAGAUGAAGACUGUGAAGAAAUGAGACGAAGAGCCCCACGGCGGGAUUCAAGGCCUGGGGAGCCUGUUCCCCCUGUUCAUCGCCCAAUCCCAGAACCAAAAGAAGAAGCAGGAUUUACACAAUCGCUCUCUCUUAGUUUCCAGAGCCAGAAAAUGAAAGGAAUGAAAGAGCUUUUGAUAGCUGCAAAAGUAAACUCCAGUGCUAUAAAAUUGCAACUCACUGCUCAGUCACAAGUGCAGCCAAAGAGAGUACGAGCACCUGGGUCAAGAGAUUACAAUCUUGGAUACUUGAAAAGACAGCGCAAAGGGGCUUAAGAAUGGAGUG
Messenger RNA from Nanorana parkeri, 2018 nucleotides. It is a transcript of the gene MEN1, whose product is annotated as menin 1. Gene Ontology annotation, biological process: regulation of transcription by RNA polymerase II; negative regulation of cell cycle; negative regulation of cell population proliferation. Gene Ontology annotation, cellular component: chromatin; histone methyltransferase complex; nucleus. Lineage: Eukaryota; Metazoa; Chordata; Amphibia; Anura; Dicroglossidae. The record is from RefSeq and is a predicted model, not a curated record. The transcript has 9 exons. Gene Ontology annotation, molecular function: Y-form DNA binding; chromatin binding; transcription cis-regulatory region binding. Bases 14 to 2008 code for a protein of 664 amino acids.